Molecule: messenger RNA, 5358 nt
Organism: Amoebophrya sp. A120
Lineage: Eukaryota; Dinophyceae; Syndiniales; Amoebophryaceae
Source: the annotation of a GenBank genome assembly
AACAUAUUGAGGCAUUUAAGUACUUAUUUGACUUGCACCACAAUAGGAGGAGCGUAAGUACCGGAGCUGGCUGAACGGAUACUAGAGAAUGCCCCGAGCUGGUGCCCGAAACCAGACCGAUAGACAGCUCGGACUCGGACCUUUCAUCGUUAUGUAUAGUAUACAUGCAGGGCCUCAAGGACUGGACUAGAACUUCUACGCGACUUUCGUAUUAUUCACUGCUACUGAGCGACGCCUGCGCAGGUUUUUACCUUUCGUGAUGAACGCAUCACGCAAAAAAUGAAAAUUGAAAACUCGAAAGUGAGUUAAUAGUAAAGCGGCGUUCAUCUUUGUCCAUUAUAUUAACCGUCAGGAAAGACACCUCAAAUAAGAAUAACCAUGUACCAACUCGCCUCCCCGUCCGAUCCCUUUGAGCACCGGGUAUCUCCCGGAAAACGCCGCCUCAUCCGCGGUCCGAAGGAUGGCGAAGAUAUUCCGGAGAUACUUCCCAUUCUUCCCUUCACAGACGUGCUGAUUGACCUCUACAAGGGCGGCACGAAAUUCGUCUAUGAUAUGCAAAUAUGUCUGGGUCUGGAAGAAUGCGAAAUUUGUCAUGCUAGUCUGGCAUGACUCUGCACUCUGUAUUGCGUGGCCACCAAGAGGUCCUCUGGCCUGUCAUGCAAAAGCGCAGCUUCUCAUGCGAAAUACGCAGCACAGAAGCACGAAAAGACUUGUCAUGCUUGGCGGCGCAUUAGAGAGCACUUAUUGUUCACGAACUUGCAUCACAAGUUCCUAGACCCAGACAUAUUUGCAUUUGAUAUCGUCAAGGAGCAAACCAUUCUGGAGAAAUUGGAGGAGAAGCGGGAGCUCUACAAGUCCGUCGCGGGAGAGGAGUCCUACCAACAGGACUUAGCCGAAGUGGGCUGCCGGUCUACCGAUCCAAACGGCUGGACGGUUUUGCACUGGGCGGUGCAGAAUGACUUUCUCGAGGUCGCGAAAUGGGUGUUGGAGUUGGAGAAAUUCAUCAAUUUGAACGACGCAGAGCAAUUUGGAAGUCCGAAUAACGCGAUGAGUCCAGGCGGGGACUCCAAUUACCACUACUUUUCCGCCGCAGAUAAGUACGGGCAGCGAUGCGCACAGGACGAGUAUUUCUAGUGGUUUUUUGCACGAAGUGCGUUUAUCUGUCAUGCGGAAGUCGCUAAUGCAAAACAAAAGCACGAACCUGUCAUGCGCGGGCUGAAGCUGAUCGCAAGUUUAUUCCAUCACCAUAUAUAGGGUAUCCUGCAAUACAAAUAAAUAUCACAGGCACGGUCUGACACCGGUGAUGCUUGCGGUCUUCCUAUGGAGAGAAAAAAGUUUGUCACAGUCACUAUGUUGGAGAUUUUGCAUUACAAAUUUUUCUAGCAUCACAACUUUUCUUUGCAUUGCAGAAACACUAAGGGAAAUCCCUUAUGAAAAAGGCUGUGAUGCAUUUUUACGCAUGACAGGCAUUUUUUGUAUUGCAAAAACACCCAUGAGUGAUCGUGACGAACUUUUUUUCUCAGGAUACUUCCUCGGCCACCAGGACAUGCUCGAACUCCUCAUGAACGGCGACGUCAGCCUCGGUAUGGAUUGCAAAUAUGUCUGGGUCUGGGAGAGCCAAACUUGUGAUGCUGCAUUUGGAUGCUAAAAAAAUCUGUAUUGCAUCAGCAGCAAGAGGGGUCAAAUUUGGCUACGCGGAGAGGGCAUUUGUCAUGCAGGACGCGCAUCGAUACGCGGAGAGGGCAUUUGUCAUGCAGGAUGCGCAUCGAUAGGCGCUCAAAAAAUCUGUGACGCUAUGGCAUACAUCACAGACAUCAUGGAUCAUGGAAAAUGUGCAUGACAAACUUCUCCUCUUCCAGACCCAGACAUUUUUACAUUUGAUACUCGGCAUUGCGCCGCUGAAAGACCCCAGCUCUAGCACCUGCUCCUUCCUUAUGACAGUGCACAGCCCCCCUCGUCCCCCUCAUUUGUAUUGCAUGAACGGCAAUACAAGCCUAAGCAAGAAUGCCGGUUUUGCAUCACAAAUUCGCACUGGAGUGUAGUGCUAUUUGGGCACCCAGAACUUGUCAUGCAAACAGUGCUAAGACUCAAAGGGUGAAUUGGGUAUUUUGCAUGACAAAUGAGAGGGACGACGAGGGGGAGUUGUGCACUGUCAUAUUCCUGUACGAAAUCCGGAAUAACUACGACUGCACGGUGCUGCACUACGCUGCUAUGCGAGACCGGUGCGACAUGAUUCCGUUUUUGCUCUAUCGAGAAGAAAGAUCCCCCCUUCCCAUAUCAAAACAAAUCUGUGAUGCAGAUUUGUGGUCACAAGUCAGCUUUUUCAUGCUAGAAGGCAAAAGAUGCGGGCUGUAGUGCUAGCGGCGUGGGAAAGCCUUGCGUCUUCAGCAUGACAGGAGGCAGGUGUGAGUGGGAAACAGCAUGACAAGCUGCCUGCAAACGAGGCGACAACUGCGCCUCUUUGCCUUCUAGUAAUACAAGUCCACUUGUGUACUCAAAUACAGCUUCACAAAUUUCGCUUGUGAUAUGGGGGUGGGAGAUUUUUCAUUUUGAUACGCUCUCCUUCCUAGACAGCGACGAGGACAAGUACAUGCUGUUAAACGCCGAAGAGUAUCCACUGCAAAAGUAUCGUACUCGUACUACUUGCACCUAUACAUGACAAAUCUACCUGCUAGGGUAAGUCCGCAUUACAAAUUUCACUUGUAUUAGUGCUGAGCCAAUUUGUGAUGCAAUUUAUACAUAGUAGCACGAUGACGAUACUUUUGCAAUGCAUAAAGACCGCGCGGGCGAGACUGCCUUGCACCACGCCUGCUUCCACAUGUUCCCGCGUAUAGUAGUCAACGAUUUUGCUAUAAAAUGAUUUUUUCGCAUCCGCAUGACAUCAAUCGUGACAGCAUGACAAAAAUGUGGAUCGUGGUGUUUUAGUUGUCUGAGCAGUACACAACAAAGAACUUCUGCGCAUAACAAAAAUAAAAUUGUAUGAGCAUGUAAAUUUAAAUUUUUCUUCACAGGUACCAUCCAUGCUCUUUUGAACCAGCCCCAGACUAACGGAAACCUUCGCAACCAUGUCUCGAAACUGCCGUUAGACGUCGCAUUGGAUCGGGCAGAGUUUGCGAAGUCGGACUUCCCCAGCAUUUUGAAGCAGUUGCACGAGUACCACGAUAAAAAUUAUGAACUGCAAAAGCAUCGUACUGGUAUAACUUGCAAUACAGAUUAGCUCAGCAUUACAAAUUGAAUUUGUAAUGCGGAUUUGCCUUAACAAAAAGUUUUGUAAUGCAUAAAAGCAAUUAGUACGAGUGCGACGCUUUUGCACAGGAUAAAAACCUGCCCGAGCUGAAAUCCAACGAGGAAAUCCGGCAAACCAUCGGGCAGAUUGCGUAUGCAAGAAAAAAACUGUGUAAGUGUAACUCUGUAAUGCAGAUGAACAUGCAACAGAGUUACACCUGUCAUGCCAGACAACCAUGAAGUCCUCUUUUCGUGUGUGUCUUCCCGUACAAGCCACGCAUGACAGGUUAUUUUUUCUGUCAUGUAGAGCAAAUGCAAAUUUGUGAUGCUGUCAGCCAAAGAAAGUUACACUAGCACAGUUUUUUUCUUGGAUAUUGUGCGGGACGAGACAACAAAACGGUACCACAAGCGGCAGCUGAGGAAGAAACUGAUGCUGUUGCAGGAGCAGCAGCGACAAAUGGAGUUUGAAAAGUCGAACUUCAUGAUGUCGUAUGAACUGCAAAAGUAUCGUACUCGUAUAAAUGCGUUACAAAUUUUCUCAGCAUGAGAAAUAAAAUUUGUAAUGCUAUUUUGCCUUGACAAAGAAAUUUGUAAUGCAAGGCCUGCAUUUAUACGAGUGCGAUACUUUUGCACAGCAUAUUUCGGGCGGUAUGGGUGGAAACGGGUCGAAGUUCGCGUUUUACAUAUCCUUGGUAAAAACAGCCCCACGCCAGAGCAGUCAAGAUGGGAACUUUGCAACACAAAUCCAGAAGCUUUGGAAGCCGCGCAUGACAAGCUCCUGCUUCUUUCUGUAGUGUAGUGCAGGUUGGCGAGGACAGCUGCAUCACAAAUCCAUCCGCUUAUCCUGUUUACAGCAUUACAGAUUAUGCCAAAUAAACACGACUAUGCAUGCCUCUCACGGGGAUGCGCAUCACAAACGUUCCUGUAUACGCAAAUCUGCAUGACAAGAACUAUGGGAUGGGGACCACGUUUUUACUCAGGAUAUUACAGUGAAGAAGACCUCCAUGCGGAUGAAGUGGACCACUUCGGAGACAACGGAGAGGAAGAUGUAGAGGAUGCGGUAGUCACUAUCCUGUGUAAAAACGUCCCCACGACCCAAGAGUCACGAUGGGAAAUCUCCUAUACAAAUCACCCAGCUUUGGUUGUUGCGCAUGACAAUUUUGGCCCCAUAGUGUAAUCCUGUCUAGCAUGCUAGUUCAGCAGCGUCACAGAUCUACCGCAUCGCGCUGGUUCGAGCGUGACAAAAUCCGAAACACCACUAGAAAACGCUUCUCAUUAUGGGGCGCCGCAUGAGAAAUAUUCCCAGCAUGCAGAUUUGCAGUACAGCUCUGGGGUAGGGACAUUUUGAAUUAGGAUAGUCACCCGCGGGGACGGGUUUUGGCACCCGGCGAACGACCUCCACGGGCGGUUGGGGUCGAAGGAAGAGACGACGCUACUGAACCACGAGCAGGCCACGGUGGAAUUCGAUACUACAACGACGGCCCGGGGAACAAGUGGUGGCCAGCAUUCCGCCGGGAUGAAUGGCGCGGAGCGAAGGGCGAUGAACAGUGGCAGCGCGGGUACAGCUAAACAUAAGCUAGGGAGGGUGAACAAACACGGGGUGGCGGAGUACUAAUAAAUUCGAUCAAAACCACGCGGGUCGCAAAACUACAAAAGGCCAUCAGGCUGCUCAGCUGUUGACUUCAUAAUUUGAUGCCCAUUUAUUUUUACUAUUACUUGACUUUCGAGCGGAGAAAUCGAAAUCCGGUCGCUUUGUUUACUGUUGAUGACUUUGAACGCCACUGUUUCGUUUCCAUAUUAUUGUUGUAAAAUGCAUACUGGUUGAUAAUUCUGCCAUCACUGUAUCUAUUCAGAAGAUGAAAGUAUUGUUUGAUUGCACGACGAAAAGAUUGAAUUCCAUUUCUACCGCGCUGGGAAAAGAACGAUGUUGUGUACAUGUACAAUAGGAUUCAGUUGAACAGCCUACUUACAAGGCUUCUACGAACAAAUAGAAAACACAUCGAAAGCGGCUCAUAUCUGAUGAGGAGAGAGGGGGUGACAGUAGUAUAUAAUUGUCGCCCUGAGUAACAUCGUGUAUGUUCGAGAUGUUCGACUUCGACAAUUUUCAUCAUUCAUUAUCGCAUCUUUCAGCAC